AUGCCUUUCCGAAACCUGAAAUUGUUAAUAAUAUUCAACAAAGCAUUGGGUAUACUUUCGUGCAAAUUGGUGAACAGCCGACUGAAAUCAAGCAGCACCUGGAACCGUUAUUUCUGUAUGGCGUGGUUCUUGUUUCAUUGUUUAAACGCGAGUAUUUAUUAUUACAAUAUAAACGUCGCAACACCUAAAACAGAUAAAAAGGGCCUUGCUCUUGCCAACCUACGAUUUGGUGCGUAUACUGCCUCCUUACUCCCUUACCCCUUUGUGGCAGCCUUUUGGAGCGAGCAUUUCGUUAAGUUAUCCGAAAAACUCGAGAUGUAUGAUGAACAGGCGAUAACAUUAGGUCAUCCAAGGAAGGACAAACACGUAUUCGUUUAUCUGUUCUUCAUAUACACGUUUGUCGCAUCAGGUUGUACGGCUUAUUACGAUAUGAGGGAAGGUAUAGCGAAAGGAUUCAUGGGGAUAUUAAAGGUGAUGCAUGAUACAGUUCCUGUUAUAAGUGGAACUUAUUGCGUCUUUAUCACGUGCAUAUUUCUGGAUCUGAUACGCCAACGUUUUCGUCACCUGAACGAGACGAUAAUUCCUCGCGUUUCGAAGUUACCGGUAACCGGGUCGCAGGGCGAGAUCACGGUGUACACCGUACGCCAAUUGCACGGUGUGCUUCUCGACGGUGCCAAACUGAUAGAUGCGUUAUACGGAAUAGGCGGUUUGUUCACCUGCUUGUCUUUAUUGCUGGAAUAUCUUAUGGUUAUAUACAUAUUCGUAAUAGAUUUAAAGGAAAACUUGGAUAUGGAAGAUAACGUCGUAGACACAUUAAACUUAUUGUUUCAAACGAUUUACUUUGGCGCAAUGUAUCACUUUACGACCUACGAGGUGAAUCGCGUUGAAGAUCGCGUGAUAAAAUACGGUUUACCUUUUUCGAGUAAAAAAUGCCGCAUGGUAAGUUUUUCCUUUUCUAGCCGAAAUGUGAGUAAUAAUUUAAUAAACGCGACUGGUUUCAGGACAAAAUUGAAAUGA
Molecule: messenger RNA, 1017 nt
Organism: Vollenhovia emeryi
Lineage: Eukaryota; Metazoa; Arthropoda; Insecta; Hymenoptera; Formicidae
Exons: 3
Coding region: 1-1017 (338 amino acids)
Biological process (GO): sensory perception of taste
Cellular component (GO): membrane
Source: RefSeq, a predicted model, not a curated record